AUGCCUAGCUUGGAUAUUUCUGCUGAGAGGUUUAGUGAGGCGUACGGAGCCCUCAGAGACGUCAUGAGAGGGCGAAGACAGAGGAACCCGCGCGAAGAAAUCGUUGGCGCGUUUCGAGACGCCCGUUCCUCUCUGCGACGUUGCCUCCAGGAGGCCCCGGAGAAUAGUCCCGUGUUCGAGGAUGACUGGCUGCACAUGCGCAUCGAGGAUCUCGAGGGCAUCACGGGCAGAUUGGAAUCCCGUGGCUUUCUGCACCGACCAAGCCAUCAGACCCCCUUUUACCCACACGAGGCGAUCUUUGGCCCGUUUGCCAUGGCCUUGAAAGUCCUUGCAAGGGCUUGCCGCGCUCUCGCUACUGAUGACGAGGUCACCACGCCCUCUCGUGAGGAUGAGCUGAAUCCCCUCGAUCCGUCGCAUGUCUGUGAGGAGGGCCAACUGGCAUACGUCAUGGACAAGUUCUUGUCCAUUUUGGACUACUUGAUUGUUCUGGAAAGCUGCUUGAGUGAUCCCCCGAACCCCAUGCGCUAA
Messenger RNA from Aspergillus heteromorphus CBS 117.55, 528 nucleotides. RefSeq lists its product as uncharacterized. The record is from RefSeq and is a predicted model, not a curated record. The transcript has 2 exons. Lineage: Eukaryota; Fungi; Ascomycota; Eurotiomycetes; Eurotiales; Aspergillaceae. The coding region runs from base 1 to 528 and encodes 175 amino acids.